CGGAACGCGUCCUGGAAAGAACCAAAAAGUGUCCCUUCAGUGUUAUAUGCACUCUUGUGCUGCCAUUUUCCUCACUCGAUUGGAACCACUCUAGUGCCGUAAACAGGAACACCACACCAUGACAUCCCAUGAACCCUCAUCCUCAAAACUAUGGAAUUACGACGUGUUCGUGAGUUUUAGAGGCGAAGAUACACGCAAUGGCUUCACGGGCCACCUUCACGCGGCAUUACAAGACAGGGGCUUCCAUGCCUUUAUUGAAGAGGACAAUCUGAAAAGAGGGGAAGAAAUACAACCCGAAAUGUUGCGGGCAAUCGAAGAGUCCAGAAUCUCGAUCAUUGUCUUCUCAAAGCAUUACGCGGAAUCAGGAUGGCUUCUUGACGAGCUGGUGAAGAUCAUGGAAUGUAGAAAAAAGCUGGGGCAAAAGGUUUGGCCAAUAUUCUAUGAUGUCCAUCCUGCAGAAGUGAGGAACCAGCAGAGUUAUAUUGCCGAAGCAUUUCAGAGGCACGAAGAGCGCUUCCAUGAAGAAAGGGUAAAGCAGUGGCGAGAGGCUCUUACUGACGCUGCAAAUUUGUCUGGCUACUAUCUUAAUAACGGGAAUGAAGCAAAGCUUAUUAGGAGAAUUGUUCAGAACGCAAUUUCAUCAGUUAACAUGGCAAAUCCAGUAGAGUGGAUCUUUCUAGUAAGUAGCCUUUGCAUGGAGAUUUUAUCAGCUGCUUGUGAUCAGGCUUCGUCCCCAAAUAGGCCUCGGUAUUCACUGUUCGGUAUGCUCCUUGCUAUAGCAGCUCUUCUCACUUGCAUAUGGGAGCUGAUUUACAAAGGUAGGAAAAAAGAUGUGGGAUGGAGGAAGAGGGGAUGUUACAUGCUUUUUGGUUAUGCCAUUGAAACUUAUGGUUUAGUCGGAGGCAUCGCUCAGUGUGUUUGCUCAAUAAUUCAAUAUGUUUAUUACAUUCGGCGUGCUGAUACUCCUAUCAAAAUGUCCCUUUUGCCUGCCCUCUUUCUUAUAUGUUUGAUUACAGCGAGAUUAAGUAGGAAACAAAUGCAGACCAUAGAUGAGACCAAUGAGCAUAUAGCUUAGACAAAGACUGAUUGUGUUGUAAACAUUUAAAUUGUGAUCGUUUGUUUUGUAGCUUAAUCAAGUUCAGAAGAUUAUAAAAGCUAAAGGAUUUUACGUGCUACGUAGAAAAGUAUAUAUGUGUGAAAAAAUUAUCCUAUCUGUGCAAAUUUCUCUCUUUUCACU
Molecule: messenger RNA, 1237 nt
Organism: Pyrus x bretschneideri (Chinese white pear)
Lineage: Eukaryota; Viridiplantae; Streptophyta; Magnoliopsida; Rosales; Rosaceae
Product: disease resistance protein RPV1
Exons: 3
Coding region: 119-1075 (318 amino acids)
Biological process (GO): signal transduction
Source: RefSeq, a predicted model, not a curated record